Colletotrichum karsti is the source of this 807-nucleotide messenger RNA. RefSeq names its product alpha beta hydrolase. Bases 1 to 807 code for a protein of 268 amino acids. Gene Ontology annotation, molecular function: hydrolase activity. The record is from RefSeq and is a predicted model, not a curated record. The transcript has a single exon. Lineage: Eukaryota; Fungi; Ascomycota; Sordariomycetes; Glomerellales; Glomerellaceae.
AUGGGCCACGGCAUCGGCGCCAUCAAAGCCGCAGGUCUGUCUCCUUUCGCCAGCGCCUUUACGUACGAGGGCUACGUUGCCGUCACGUUCGAUUACAUCGGCUUCGGAGAGAGCGAGGGCACUCCGCGAAACAUCCUCAACGUACAGCACGAGCUGCAAGACUUUAGAGAUGUGAUCAAGUGGGUUCGAGAACCCGACCAAGCAGACUGGGUCGAUUCGGCACGCAUCGUCGCCUGGGGCAGCAGCUUUGGCGGGAUGCACGUUACGGCGCUGAUGAGCGAAGACCACGAUCUCGCUGCGGGGAUCUCUCAGUGCCCUCUGGUGGACGGUCCUGCGGGUGUUUUGCAGAUGCCGCUUACUCGGUCGUUGACGCUGGCAGCCACGGCGACAUUAGAUAUCGUUGGUUGGCUUUUGGGAGCCAAGGAGCCGCAGUACGUCAAGCUGGUCAGCGACGGAUCUUCUACAGCGGUCAUGGCCUCGCAAGAGGUUGUUGAGGGGUGGGCCAGGUUAGCACCGGAGCAUGGAGAAGACUGGCCGAACAUGAUUGCCGGGAGGUCUUUGUUGAGCAUAAUGUUGUCACGACCGCUGCAGCAAGUUCGCAAAAGUACUCGACCGUACCUAAUUGUUUUACCAACCUGGGAUCAUGAGGCUUCCUUGGAUGCGGCCGAGGAGUGCGUCAGGCGGGCGCCUCUGGGAGAGGCAUUGAGGGUUGAGGGUGGACAUUUUGAUUUAUACAAGGGAGGCAAGUCGUUUGAGAAGAAUGUGGAAGGGCAAAAGCAGUUCUUGAGGCGUGUACUCGAGAAAUGA